UAGAUGCGCAGGAAGAAGCCUUGAGGAGGGGGCCAUUGAACUGCGCAAGGUAACGGGCUUUGGGACGCAUCAAGAGGGAGGGAGGGUUAACCAUUAACCGCGGAUAAGUAUUAAGGCAGCUGUGCAGAGCCGGUCCUUGGAGCGUGUGUGCGCACCGGCUUCCACCUCUCAUCCUGUGGGCUACGCGACACCAAGAAGCGUGGUUACAGCAGCGGAGCCUUGUGUGACACUGUUCAGUACGUCAGGUAACUGCUCCAAGUGAUUGGAGGGUUCUUUUCCGCAGCUUGGUAAUUCAAUCCUCCUUCUGCAGUCCUUUAAAUAUCUCCAGAGAGGACCUCCCAGCAGCCACGUGUUGUAAGGUGAGACCCUCCCAGUCGCCCAUGCUCACUGGGCUGUGAGCAGGACCAGUCUGUACUGCUGUCUGACCAGUCCACACCUGACACAGCCUAAGGUGGACUGUCAGUGACUGGAGGGGAUUUCUGCUUUCAAGCCUAAUAGUCUUCAUGCCUUUUUGUAUUUGUGGCCAGUCUGACCAGUGGACUUUGCAGUGAAUGGAGAACUUACUGGUUCUACUGCCGAAGCACCGUCAGGAACACGGCAGAUGCUCUACUGCAUGUGCCUUACUGCAGUUUUUUUUUUUUUUCUCGACAGAGCACUUUUCUCUGUCAAGAGUGACCACCUCUACCAUUUAGCCUUUUAAUGGGAUAAACCAGUUUGAGUGGCCAGGUUCAAAACCAGAGCAAAAGGCCAGAACCAUCCUUGAACUGUCAAAGGGCUGACAAAGCGAGCGUACCAUUUUGACUAAGUCAAUAGUUUUCAAAAGGCUUCCGCAUGGUACUUUGGUCGAAAGAUCAGGACAAACUCCCCGACAUGGACAUGUCUUCAGGGGCCAUUGACGUGAAGAAGGAGGGAGGCGCACUGACACCAGCCUACCUCAACUCCAACUGCUCAGUUCACCCGGUCAUCCUCACCAAGGACCCUGACGAGCUGGCCCCGGAGACAGGGGGUGAGUUUGAACUCAAAGAAGUCACAUCAUUCCCUGAGAGAGUCAAUGAGAAUGAAGAGGAUGAAGAGAGGUCAGACAUUGUGGUGACCAUGGAGUGCUUGGCCAAUGCAAAAGGCCAGCGUGAGGAGGACGCUUUGUUAGAGAACGCCAGCCAGAGCAAUGAGAGUGAUGACACCAGUAUGGACCAGAGCCCAGAGCCCCCAGCACCGCUCAAGGAGACGUCCUUCUCCAUCGGACUGCAGGUGGUCUUCCCUUUCCUGUUGGCUGGCUUUGGGACAGUGGCAGCUGGGAUGGUCUUGGACAUUGUACAGCACUGGACCGUGUUCACAGAAGUAUCAGAGGUCUUCAUCCUGGUUCCAGCGCUGCUCGGUCUAAAGGGAAACCUGGAGAUGACUCUGGCAUCUCGACUCUCCACAGCGGCUAAUAUCGGACAGAUGGAUACCACCAAGGACAUGUGGAAGAUGAUCAUGGGAAACCUGGCCCUGAUUCAGGUUCAGGCCACAGUGGUGGGCUUCCUGGCAUCCAUCGCCGCAGUGAUCUUCGGCUGGAUCCCAGAGGGGCACUUUAGACUGGGCCAUGCUGUGCUGCUGUGUGCCUCAAGUGUAGCCACAGCUUUCAUCGCCUCUUUGCUGCUAGGGCUCAUUAUGAUCGGAGUCAUCAUUGCAUCAAGGAAAGUUGGCAUUAACCCAGAUAAUGUGGCUACACCCAUCGCUGCCAGCUUGGGAGAUUUGAUCACGCUGUCCCUCCUCGCUGGGAUCUCCACUGGAUUGUACAAAGAAUUAGAGUACAAUGACUACGCCAAUCCUCUGGUGUGUGCGGUGUUUGUGGCCAUGUGCCCGCUGUGGGUUUUCAUUGCCAGGAAGAUCCCCUCCACCAGAGAAGUGCUCUACUCUGGCUGGGAGCCAGUCAUCAUCGCCAUGGCGAUCAGCAGUGUUGGGGGUUUGAUACUUGAUAAAACCGUUACCAAUCCAAACUUUGCUGGUAUGGCGGUCUUCACACCAGUCAUCAAUGGUGUGGGAGGUAACCUUGUAGCGGUCCAGGCUAGUCGGAUCUCCACAUACCUCCACAUGAAUGCUUUACCCAUGGGGGACCCAACCCCUGCCCCCAGGAAGUGCCCUACACCAUGUACUACUUUCUUUGGCUCCACUGUGAACUCCCGCUCGGCUCGAGUGCUCUUCCUGCUGGUUGCUCCAGGACACCUGGUCUUCCUGUACACCAUCAACUCACUGAGAGGUGGUCACACCACUCUCACACCUAUCUUCAUCUCCUUUUAUUUGGCUGCUGCCCUGCUGCAGGUCAUCAUCCUACUCUACCUGGCUGACUGGAUGGUCCACUGGAUGUGGGGGCGUGGGAUGGACCCUGAUAACUUCUCUAUCCCGUACCUCACAGCCCUGGGGGACCUGCUUGGGACAGGUUUUUUGGCCCUUUGCUUCCACAUGCGCUUCUUCUUAGGAGACAAGGACAGCAAUGUGGGCAACUAAAGGCACAUAUAUGCACAAAUAAUACAAUUAAAGCUGGGCUUACACGAGAAGCUACAGUGCCGAUGUUUUGAUUGGACCUCCUCAGAAAAGGGCUAUUCUUCAGCAGGUCUCUGGUGGAAGUGUACUUGUGUGAUGCUUCCUUUGAGGAUCUCAAAGAUAUCAGGGCAUUUGACUGCAUCCUUCCCAGCAGAAGGCUCUCUGGGUCCAGCCCACAGACUACUUAUAUUUGUUUGUGGCCUUUUAAUUGUACAAAUGUAUGGUGUUGAUUUUGUUUUGGGCAAGUCUUCAUUAUUUUUCAAUGGGGACAGUAGCCUAACUCUUUGAAUAAUAACGUAUAGACAGGGAACGCUUAAUCACCAAGUGCUAUAUUUCUCAGUAGAAGCCUAAGAUGCAAGAGCUGACAGCAGAACACUCACAGCUCUCAGGUUGAGUUGAUUACAGCUAUGUACCAGGAGACAAGGCACACACCAGAGCUUAAAUAAUUGUCUAAUGGGAUUUGGAAAACAAAUAAGAGUGAUUUUUGUGUUAUAAUCAUUGGCGGAAAAUGUGGCAAUAUCUUAAUGUGAAGACUAGAAAAAAAACCUAACCUAAUUCUGCCAUGGUUGUUACUGUAAUACCAAAUUGUCCUUUUGUUUCUUAACAUGAUUACAAAAUACCCAAAACAAUAGUUUUCUGUCUUUGUUUAAAGUGUAAAUAAACAAGCAGACAUGUGGAUAGUAGCAUGUGUUACAUGUAGGGCACUGGUUGGGAACAUAGUGUACUCUGUAAGCACAUGUUAUUCAGUGUUUGUGAAUGUUGAGAGGGCACAGUACUCCACACUGUCACGGGCUGUCCCACCUGAGGACAGCUGUUGUCCCCGGUUACCACCAGGGCAUGUUUUCACAAGCACAGCCUAUGGAUGUGCAGUGAAACUUCCCUGACAAACUGCUGUCAGAGCCAACAUAAUUUCUAUGCAAUUUUCUGGUGUGCCUGACAUUGACGGUUCAUUUUCCAGAUUGGUCAGUGUGGCUUCACAAAGUGUUUAGUCUGAGUAAUUAAAGCUUUCUGCCACCAGACUGUGUGAGUAAGUGUGAGACAAAAACAUACAGCGACAGUGAGCGAAUGUUACAGCCAUUGAACAGACUGUACCAAGUACAGGUGUUGGCCCAAAGGCAAAGUCUUAGCAGACCUCUGCAUGUGAUGCAUGGUUAUAAAUACUUCACUGUGCUGUUUCAAGGGGCCAGCCAAAUGCAUGUGCAGGGCACAUAGUGUGAAUGUGCAAAACUUGAAAAUGUUCCUGAAAUCACAAAAUGUAAACAAAAAAAUUAAGUCAUAAUUUUCUAUUCCUUUCCUUAUUUUUGUUUUUAUUUUAUUUUAUUUUUUUGUCUAAUCUUUCUAAUUGUGUUAAAAUAUUUUGUGGAAAAAACACUGUUCAGACUCAGACUUACAAGAUACAGAAUGUACUGUACUAUUUCAUUUGGACACUAGAGGACGCUGCUGUGACACCAGUCCUCUCCUGUGUGGAGCCACACUCUGUUUCAGUCCUCAAAGACAUUAUAAAUACAGGUGUUAUAUACAAAUCUCCACAUGGACUCUGUUUGAACUGGGCUCAUGUGCACUUCACUCAGUAUCUGUUCACUAACUGACCGGUGCCAGCAGUACGCCUCUGUACAUGCAUAGUUGUUAAUACUUCAAUAAGAGGCAAGUCAUGCAUCGUCUAUUUAUUUUUGAAAAGCACACAAAGCAAUUUGUAAAUACUAUAUAUUUAUUCUAUAUAUGAUGUUGUUUAUUUUGACUUUUCCUUUGUCACAAUUUGAUUCUGUUCACAUAUCUUUUAUAGCUAAAAUGUUUGAUAAAGGCCAGUUGUGCUUUGGAGGUUGCUGUAAUAGAUUAGCAGAAAGGCUAAUGACUAGCACAGUGCCUAAUCUUGACACAUGCACACUGUUCAAAACAAUGGCCUUAACCUGUCAGAGUGGAGCAUGGGCCUGGAGCAGGGCUCACCACAGCGUAGCAUAGCACUGAUUACUAAUAGGUGUACAGUGGUUUGAUUUUCAUGUUAUAUUGAAUGUUUAAUGACAAGAUCAAACAGCAGUAAGAAAAGGGUUUGAUUCAAAAUGACUUGGACCAGAAAACAUGAGGCUAUAGUCUUGGUGAAGUUUUACAAAGUAAUAUUCUUUACCAGUACACCACUUCUGCCUUGUUGACCCCAGAGCUUGAGCCCCUGCCCCUAAGCUGAAACUGUCGAGACUGCUGCUGCUCAUACUGAUGUCAAAUGACCAUGUGGCCUCUUGUUGCAACUACAAAGGAUCUUUC
Messenger RNA from Boleophthalmus pectinirostris (great blue-spotted mudskipper), 4779 nucleotides. RefSeq names its product solute carrier family 41 member 1 (gene slc41a1). Gene Ontology annotation, cellular component: plasma membrane. Gene Ontology annotation, biological process: monoatomic cation transport. Gene Ontology annotation, molecular function: monoatomic cation transmembrane transporter activity. Bases 832 to 2487 code for a protein of 551 amino acids. The record is from RefSeq and is a predicted model, not a curated record. The transcript has 11 exons. NCBI's taxonomy places the organism in Eukaryota, Metazoa, Chordata, Actinopteri, Gobiiformes, Gobiidae.